Osmia lignaria (orchard mason bee) is the source of this 10250-nucleotide messenger RNA. RefSeq names its product cilia- and flagella-associated protein 298. The record is from RefSeq and is a predicted model, not a curated record. Gene Ontology annotation, biological process: regulation of sodium ion transport; regulation of cilium movement. Gene Ontology annotation, cellular component: plasma membrane. NCBI's taxonomy places the organism in Eukaryota, Metazoa, Arthropoda, Insecta, Hymenoptera, Megachilidae. Gene Ontology annotation, molecular function: sodium channel regulator activity.
UGACGUGUCAAAUAUUUAUGGUAAAUUGAACAGCUCUGAUGCAUCCUGAUGACUAACUCUAUCCCAGGUUAAAUAGUUUAGUACUUGAGGUUCUGCCCAAGUUUCAAUUGGGAUAAAUUGUUAACACAGAUUCGGAAACCCCAAGGCGUGAUAAUUUGAGGCUCGAUUUUGUACCGCAUCAUCGAUCGAAAUCACCUUACAGCAACGAGGAGAACGGCAACUGAUAUAACAGGACUAGGCAAAUGCUCGAAAUUCAUCGUGGAUUAUUACCAAAAUUCCUGGCAUCCUUGCCUACAACGCUUGUUGACUUGCACGUACGUGAUUCGUCGCGAGUCGCGCCAGGAAUUUCGGUCACUAUUAUAUUAUUGCGUUCUGACCAGCUGUCCGUUUCCUUGUUUCGUGCCUUCGAAUUUCAACCACGUGGCUGAUCUUUCUGUUGACCCGUGUCGAUUAUAAAUUAAACUGUCCGAAUCGACUUUACCGUAUAGCACAUUGCAGAAAUACAGCAACUCUCCAAAAAGUAAUUAUAUCCCAAUUGUUUUCUAAAUUCUUCCUCGAAAUUAGUAUCUAAUGAUGCAACCCAAAUGAUUUUGGCCUCGGUUUAUUUCAAUACUCCUGUAUUAAUCACGUGCCAACAGUGACGAAAGAGAAGCUCGUCUGCCAGAGGCAAAAUAAAAAGGUGAAAGGAAAACUUUGAUUCAUGUCGCGACAGUAGAAUACGAGCCAAUUUCGCUGGCAGGGCUAAUAAGGGCAAUUCAUCGCCUUUCUCGUGCUUAUCAAACAAACGUAACACUAUUGUCAGUGUUCCGCGAGUUUAAUACAAAAUCCGGGUGCAGGAAUGUUCAUAGCUUUUGUGCUUUUCUUUGAUUGAUGAAACGUGUUCCGUGGUGUUGUUUCAUUUUUGACAUAAAAAUUAACGAUGCGACACUUUGUCUUCUAUUAAUUAUCAAUUGCCUAUUUUAAAUUCGUGUUGUCUAUAUUAAAUAUACUUUACAAAUAAAAAUUAUCGAUAUUAGCAACUGAAGGGUUCUGAAAGUUCGAUCCACGUAAACGCGCUCUACUUACCAGCCUCUUGUCUGACCAUUCCGCUCCUAUACUACUGAAAUCCGGAACAGCGGUACUAAUAGACCGUAAAGAGGUGGUCGCGGUACCGAGAAAUAGUAUUGAUCAGUUCUAACAAGUUCGAAAUACAUAUUGUUCGAGUACCAUGGUGAAACACGGGUGCUGGAAUUGCAGGAACCAUAAAACCAUGCGUAAACAAGCGACCGAGUAAUAAAGUCGGUAAGGGAAAAAGCAAAGAGAGUAGAGUUAAAAAGCUUGCAGAAUAAACGACAAACACGGUGUUUGUUUCUCGCGAUACGAUUGCCUCGCAGACGAGCUAUUUUGCACUCUGGUGAACCUGGUAAAUUCUUCGAGAACAUCGUCAGACACGCGAACAAACAAGAUCCUGGUAACUGUUUAAUAGAACACGGGGCAAAGGAGGCCACGGUGAUCCUGUCCUCUCCAAAUAUUAUCCCCGAACGUUGAAGGGAUGAAUAAACAGACGGAAGCUAGAGUACAUCUCAUUAGCCUAGUUUAUUUGAAAACACGUUACGACAUUUAUUGAGAUCGAGAGAAGCAAGAGUGCCAUUCAACUCGUACGAUCUUCUUUCGCGUUUCUUUCAGCAGUUUUUGAGAUUCGUUUCAGCGAGUAUUAACUUUCGAUUCAAAGACUGGUUGCUUCUAAUUACGAAGCUCUAAUUGCUGUUUUAUUUUCCUAUGCUGGUCGUCUUAUCAUCCCCGAAACUAUCUUUAAAAUUUUUUUUUCAUGAAUAGUGUAGUAAUGGCAAGGUAGGAAAAGAAUGAAAACAAUAUUCCGUGUAACAAUCUGACAUUAAUAAAGAAACAAACCUGGCUGGUUCGAGGGUGCUCGAAGUGCACUUCACUUUCAAUACGACCACAUCCACAACGUGAGAUGGUUCGUUACGACAUUGUUGAAAGUGCAACGUCCUGUAGACUUGUUUUGAUCGAUUUCAGUAUGGCUUGUCGUUAGAGGCUAAAUGCUUCUUAGGCACUCGAUUCUCGAGUGCUAAGGAGCGACGACUAGCUCUUCACAAAGUCUAAAAUGUUGGUGCAAUAUUCUAGCGUUGAUGAUUCUGAUUGCUCUAAGUUGUCGAGAUAAAGAUUUUAUUAAAGUAAAUUAAGUAAUUAGGUAAUUUGAUAAUUUUUAAAUGAAUUUUGCUAUGGUGACAUCAUGUUCUUUCUUAUGAAUGACAGAAAAGUCAUAUGUGAAAUUUUAAUUAUGUUGGUAAUUUUGCUCCAUUUCCGGCACGACUCGUUUCUCACACGUGAUUAUAAAUGCAAACGUAACAGAACGUGGCAGAGUGUGAUAAUCUCGAGAGAGUAUCAUCUCUCUUAAUGGAUCUUACACUAUUUAUCCUCUGGUGAGCGACAAUAGCCAACGCGAGCAAUCGUUAUAAUCGAUCAACUGUUCAUCAGCGAGCGGAAAUGGACAUAGCAACGCGUUUGCACGAUUGAUACGAUUGGCGUUUUGGCCACGUUUAACCACACGAAAUAAUCCUGCAAGUUGGAAAAUUGGUCAUUCCCGGAAAAUCGUAUUAUUUGUGAUCAUUCGUGUAUCAGAAUCGAAAUUCUAUUAACCAUGAAAGAUUUUUCUUUUAUUCGAAAGUUAUUCGAAUAAUGCCUAAUUACGGAGGAAUUCUCUAGAUGAACUGUCAACAUUCCUUGAGAAUUAACUAGGGGGAUCGAUUAACAGUGCCGGACAAACUCCUGUAAUUUCUCCAGGUCGCCUCGAACAUCGCUUGGCCUAAUCUCGUUCCAGCGAUUUACAACUGUUCCAAACUUCGGCUGGACCGGUUCUUAUUGGUUUCUGUGCCGUAGCUCCAGGGCUGCAUCAGCAGCGGGUCAUUAGAGAAACCCUGGAGGGUGCAUUCACGUCCUAGAGAACUUCCUUUCUCUCAAACUGUGCAACUGAUUCUGAUUCUCUAUAAAGGAUAUCCUAUUAUCAAAGCUAAACUAGAUAUCUUACAGAGCCUAUUAGAAAGUCAUCAUUAGAACCCAGUAAACAAAAUUUCAUCCUAAUAAUUAUUCCUCAUAUUCUCUCAGCAUUUUAUGGUUUCUCGAUCAAUUCUCUGCAGUAUAUUACGUAAAUUAACAACAAAUCGUAGGCACCGAUAAAUACGUCGUGAUACGACCUUAAACCGUAGGACGUCUAUUAAAAUUCCCUGGCUAAUUUCCAGAAUCAACUGGAUUGAACUUACCCCGUUGUAAACCGACACAAAUAGCGACUGAACAUAAACCGAAAUUUCACGACCUUCUAAAUUUUCCUGGAGUCAAAUAACCGAUUGGAUUCGUUGUGAAAGUAGACAGCAACGUGCUGUGGUGAAGGUAUGAAUCAUUUUGAAUGGUCGCGACUGGAGUGGAAUCAUCCGAACCACGAUUACUUUCUACGAAAUCGUGGAACUUCCUAAAGCAAUAAAGUUUCAAGAAGCGUCUCUAACGUGUUACGAAAACGCGGACACACUCCUUGUCACCUUUUUAUAAAACUAAGAGGUUUCCUUCAGGGUUCAGUCCAUUUUAAGUAGUACAAACUGGUUUUCGUCAGCCAUGGGAAAAUAUUUUCUAUUUUGCAUAAGUACGUUAGGUAAAUCUAUUCUAUUUAUUAUGUUGAUGCCUAAAAGAAUGGCAUUAUGAGACUCCUGGCAGCACCAGGCCCUUAAUGACAUAGCCAUCGGCAUAGAAGGGUUAAAGAUGACUGAUAGAAAAGAGAGAGACAGAGGGGUGCAAACGUGUAUAAACGUAAGAUGGAAAGGCAAAGAACAGGAAAGCGUAGGAGAAGGUGAGGCUCCGGGUGCACAGGGGACGCCCUGGGCGCCUGGCUUGAGCGUCGUUGGCGGCGUCGUUGACGGUGGCGGCGGUCGAUGCCACCAGAUGCCACUGUGGCGCUGUCGUCGCUCGAAAAUAAGCUCGCCCAAAAGCUCCACCGACUGCAGUAGCCCGGCAUCCGUCGGCGCCGCGGCCAGCACGAAAAUUUCCCGCGAUUCAUUCCACCGUGUCGCGUUUUAGGUUCGAUGGAAGCUCGAGGUUGACGGUGAAUAACCGACACCGUUCUAACGAUAAUAAAAAACGAAGAGAAAGAAAAAAAAUUAAAAAAGAAACAACGUCAACCAUGAGGUGGCAGCCACGACCAGUGGACUGAGAAGUCUAAGAAAAAGCUGGCCCGCUCUGACUUGACGGAAAACAGAGUGGGUCCUUUCUGGUUCGAUCAGAUGUGCACGGUGGACAGUGUGAUAUAGUGCGGCGAAGUAGGCGACGAAGAGCACGGGGAGAGAGAAAAAGGCCAGUCUGAGCAGGGAACGCGGGAAGAGGAGGAGGUGGGACAGGAUGCGGGGGCACAGGAAGAGGGCGCAGAGCCCCGACGAUUUCUCUUCUUCUUCAUAGGGGAUCGUAUCGCCUCAUCGACGUCCAACGUGACGACGAGCAGCGAGCACGCCGAGGACGACGACGACGUCCACUUAGGUUCACAUCCCUGAAACGAGCACUGCCGUUUUGUUCUCCGAGAUGGCGGAGGAAAAGGAGAAGCAGACGUUCCUGCAAAAGCUGCUGUUCUACACGACCGCGUUCUUCAUCCUCCUCAGCACCUUCAGCCUCUUUGCCUUCCUUUUCUUGGUCCCCUUCGUCAUCGACCCCGCCUUCACCACUAUCUUCAUGCAGUUUGACACUCGGCCAGCCGAGUGUAUCACCAUCGACGUUGAGUCCAGGAGAGGUACGAGCAACUGCUCAUGGACGUCCUGUAGAGAGGGUUGCACCAAGGAGCUGUACGAUUGCACGCAAAUACGCGUCAAUUACAAGCUACCAAUUAACGCGUCCGAGGAUAGCGAUGAACAAGGUGAGGAAGGCGGGGCGGUAGGAGGUGUCGAGGAUGACGAAGACAGCACGACGAUGGGCAAACCGCGUUACGAGCGUUCCCUCAGGGAGUAUGACUACGUGGAGGACCUCGACGAGGAUUUCGCCGAGGACGACGAAGAUGGACUGCCGAAACCCUUUCCUACAGGGCUCAUGGGCAACGACUCCGAGUGGUACUUCACCGGGGCCAAGCUGUUCCCCAACGUAAAAGGCUGUGGAUACCCUCCAAUGCUGAAUUGCAGUAUUUUCUACCGGCAGUACGCCAACAUAGGGCAGAACUUUAGCUGUUACUACUCGAAAGUGGACCCCGGGAUAGUCAUCAGCGACCUCGACAUGUGGCAGGUGUACAUGAAUCUGGUGUACGCGAUGGCGAUUCCGAUACCGUCUUUCAUAAUCUCGGUGAUAUACCUCACCAUCGCCUACUUCAAGAUUUACAACGAAGAAGAGGUGGCCCUCGUGGGUGACGAAGAGGACAAAGACGGCGUACAGGGUGAAGGAAGUAACGCGACACCCGUAGCAUUGACGAGUGGCGCCCUUACACCUGGUAGCGACGCUUUCAGGGAAGGCCUAGCUAGCUUUGGGCACCACAUGCAGGUCGCCAUGGCCGAUGACAACAGCAGGGAAAGCCUGGAUGCGAUACCCAACUCGUACUCCAUUCAGGGAAACUUGAGCAAGACGAUGACGACGAGUAUCUCGACUCCCCCUGGGCCGACGGCAGCAGUCUGAAGCGGCACUUUCAAGGUCUGAACAACAUCUCCUGGAAACCGCACUAAGCGACCCAACAACGGGGACGAAGAGAGAACCUCAUCGACGUAGCUGAUUAAAAAUGACCGACCUCGAACAGCCGAUAUUCUCUCAGCAGACUACCAAACAUGCCGAAGAAAAUAAAGUUUAAUAGCGCUUAAUGACGGAUUACGAUUCCACGAAGUGAACCAGAGUUGCACGAUGCUCAACUUCUCUCGAAGCGAUCGUACGAUUUCAUUUUUCAAAGGGUUACAAAUCGGUUCUACCACCGACAAAGACUUAGUAAUUCCACCUCCCCUGUAACCAGUAUACGAUUCGAAGCUUGCGAAAUGUAAUCCAUGCAAGCGUGUAUAUUGUUAGAGAGCUUAAUAUGUCGAGCAUAUUACGAUAACGAGGUUAAUUAGCCAGUCCGCUGCAAAAGCCAUGUUUUUGUUUCGAUACUGGACCAAUUUAGUAUAGUUGGUUUUGCACAGAAUGCAAGGAGAAAUGUUGCCUCGAGGACUUUCCCUAAUUUUCCUCAAACGAUUUUCUACUUCUCGAUUCAUUGAGCCUCAAGUUUUCCGAAUAAGCUCCAAUAUAGAAAUAAAUAUAGCUCAGUGGUAGAACGUGAUUUUGAGAUACCCGUGUCAGGACAAAAUAGGCGUCCACGAUUAUCUUUGCUGGAUGGAAGUUAGGGUGAUCCAGAGUGCUGGUUCGACAACGCUUGAACACUCCAUUACGCUGUCGUAUAACUGUCCCCACACUGUACGCGAUAAUUAUUAUCCGAUAGAGAUAUAACGAUAUUUUGUGACGGACUUUUUUCUACUCGAUAACCGCCCGUGCGCGCGAGCGCCACCUCUCAACUAUCUCCGUCGAUCGAUUAAUCCUUUGGCGACCCAGUGUUUUUCCCGAUCGAUCUUUGCGAUUGGUGUCGAAUGGAAAGUAUCGGCUGUUUGGCCAGGAUCCAGCGAGGAAAUAUUAUAUUUGGCCGGCACCUUUGGAGGCUCGUAAAAAAAAAGGGGGGGUGCUUCCGAAACAUCGCCAACAAAUUUACAAGAUACUCGAUGCAAACGAAAAGAUACUUGGAUCCUUUUCUGAAUUAUUCAACCCCUUCUCGAGGGGUUUAACCCGUUUUUCUAUUCGUAAAGGAUUCUUGCAUCGUGGUUAUUGAGAUUCUUCAUAGACAAUGGGUGGUAGUCUUGUAAGUGCUUUCCAACGAUGAAGCUUCAUUCUUUUUUCUCUAAUAGGAAGGAAUAAAUUUAUGCGGAAAAUAAUUGUAUUCAAGGUACACAGGUAUUUUAAUGAAAUUUUUUAUUUUUAAUAUAAUGCUUCAAAUUACAGUAUUUGCUUUAUAAAUAAUGUUUGGAGAGCACUGUUGUAAGUGAAACCAUUUGUCUAUUUUGUUAUCUUUGAUUAAUAAACAUAUUGCGAAAAAUUUUCUCGUGUAUCGUUUCGGAAACACCCGGUACAGGAUCGAUUUUCGAUUACGAGGCACAUCGUUUUCUCCAUGCAAUUUGUGUAGCCAUGCUGAGAUGAGUGUCCUCCGGAGUACAAGGUAGAAGGGAACGAGCUAUUUCACGCCUGCACGAUGAACGUCAAUGUCGAUUCGAUCGCUGAGAAAUAAUAUAUAUAGAAACUCUCCUCCUUGUUCGAUAGAAAAAUCGAGCAAGAUAAGCAUUCCUGCCGAUAGCACACACGCUCGCAUAAUUACUCACACGUGUAUGAGAAAAGACUAUUAAUUGCACAAUAAGUUCACUCUGGUUCACUUGUCGAAAGGAAGAAAAUGGCACUGGAAUGAUUCAAGAAGAAAGAAGAUAUAGAAGAAACAGCGAAUACCGCGAGAAAUUGUCGCGUUACUCACGUGGACUAAAGCUUAAUGAGUAAAUUAAUGAAUUUAAGAGUACCGUUACCAGUUAACAAGUAUUAAUAAGUUAAUCUGCUUGCUGUGUGAUCAUGACGCAUCCGAGAAACGCCACUCCACGUGCAUCGUAGAGUACGAUUAUACACUUUGUCGAACACCAACACACAUAUACAUACGUACACACGUCCAUUUCAUUGUUUGGGACACACGCUUCCGGUCAGGUAUAUUUGAGACGAUUGACGGGUAUUCGGGUUAGUAAUAAAUUUCAAAUUGCGCUUUGAAGGACGAUACCAUCUCUUCAUUUGUGGCUUCAUUUAGGAGAGAUAAAGGUGGUAAAAAGUAUAAUUGUUAGGAAUUCAGGUGGUGUUGGAACUUUUAAAAUCAGUAGCCAAUUUGUAUUAUACAUCUGAUUGUUAAUUUGUUAUCAACCUUUGAAUAAUGGGUUGUGAUUUUUAUUUUCUGAGAUUUAAAAUAUUCUUUACAAUAUUAUAAUGAUUUUAGAAGGGAGUUUGAUUAAAAUUUUCCAAUUGAAACUCUUCACUUACUACUUCGUAAAACUAAUAUAAUAUUAAUAGCAUUUAACAAUUUGAUGUAUAUUACAAAUCAGGCCUCUUUGAAUCGCAUUGUAAUACUAGGUGGCAUUAUUUCUAAAGAAUAAGAUUUUGUCAACGAUGAGUCGGGUCAAGUUUGUCGAUAAUGCUAAAUGUAAAAGUCUAUUAAAUAAUGAAUAACACUGUCAUACGCCGCACGCAACAUUCAGAAAUAUAGAAUUCGUGGCGAUCGCGAGGCUCAAGGAAAUUUCACCCCUGCGUGAGGCAGAACAGGGUGCCAGUUGCGCAGAGGGUGAAACAAGUAACAGUGGUUUUUUCGUGGCCACGUUGCUGCGCUUGAAUCGAUACGAGUGGCGCAGGGCAGGCAAACCACCCCUGAGAUCGAUGGCAAAAACUGAUGCCAAAGGAAAUUGGUUUCAUUAGGAAAUUUUAUAACAUGUAUCCCCACUUUGCGGAAACACAAAAUUGCCUACAAUUCAAUUUUUCCUUCCAUCACUGAUAUUUCAUAAGUUUUCAACAGCAACUCUCAAUUUUCUUGAGAGCCUUUGAUCUAAUUUAAAAAAGAAACAAAUAAAUAUAGUACUUCGUCUUUCAUAAAUUACAAAAGGUAUUGAAAUUCGAUUAUGCUUCUUGGAACUAUAUUGCAUAGUGUCAUUGUUACUUCGAAUAUCGAUCAAACAAGUAGACCUUGGUCUCCGAGGUUGGAAAGUAUGAAAAAUUAUUCAAUUUGCAAUCGAUCUCUAAACAAAGGAGCAAAAUAGAACCACGAGAAGCAAUUACUUUGGUGCUUGACCCGAAACCACUUAAACUAUCUGUAUAGGGAAUAAUUUUAACAUUCCAUGAUGCAUUAACAAAUUUCGGAGAAGAGAUUCUCCUUCGACUCGAGAUCCCGUCAUUUUACAAUUUUCACGUACAAAAACUACACUCACACAUACAUAUACACACACAUGGUUUGUAACACAAUUCCACAUGUGUACACAGUUGCACAGAUACACGUAAACCACGUACACUAUGGAAAAAAAUAAUAAUUGAAUUGUUUUUAUGAAUUAAGAACAAGUUGUCUGUGAUCUACAAUAAUUAAAAGAAUAUUUAAUAAGUAUUAACAUAAUAAAUGCAUAAUUGACAUGUCGAGAGUGUCGAACGAAUCGGUUUAGGGAAUAAUACUAAUAAUUAAUAAAGAUAAUUAAAAAAAAAAAGAGGGAGAAAUUGAAAACGAUGGAAAAUGGAAACAGGAUAGAUGAGAAAAUGAUCAAAUAAUAUGUUGGAUAGAAGUCGCGAUAAAGAUAGAGCAAUAUAAAAAAAUGAAAUGGAAAAUGAUAGGUAAAACGAUUAUCGCAUUAACGACGUUGUCGCAAAGGAAUUCUAGAGAAGAGGUAUAUUAUUAUAAAUACAUAUAUAAACAUUAAAUAAUAAAGAAUAGAGAUUUGAAAUGGAGCACGCCACGUUUAAAUAUGUAAUCGCUGUUGUUAAUCAGUAAUAAUUUGCGAUGUUAAAAGGUGAAAGAAUUAAAAAAAAAUGUGCGUGCUGCGUUCGAAGUACCGAUUAAAAUGCAAAAAAAAAAUUAUAUGAAUAAAAUAAAUAUAUAAAUAAAUAAAUAUAUAUAUGGCACUUGACCGUCGCGGCUAAAAAAGUACAUAGGAUAGAUAGAUUUAUAGAAGCGCAAAAAGAUUUAAAAAAAAAAAACACCAAAAAUCGUUCCUUCCACCCGCUCCGGCCGUGUAUUUGAUUAUCGAUUUUAACAAAUAUAUCGCAUCUCAUGUGAAGUCGAAGAAAAGCUCUGCGAACUUGUAAACGCACCUCAGAAUGCAAAUUUAGUAUGAAAUUUUACCGAUGCAAGCUGACAAAAGAUUGAGAGAGAGGGAGAGAACGAGAGAGUGAAAUAAAAAAAUGUAACGAAACAGUGUUUCAUAACAUAUUGGUGAACAGAAGACAGGAUAAAAGAACGAAGAAGGGGAAGAAAAAAUAUAAUAAAAAUAUUAAAAUGCCACAAUCACCGAGUAAUAAGUUGUUCAACGAGCGUUGCGAAAGAUGUUCGAAAUAAUUUUUGUACAGUUUUGGCACACACGAGAACGUGCAACAUCGUCGUCUUUAUAUUUAUGUACAACAUUUAAUUAUUAUAAAUUUUCGAUAUUAUUACAAACUAUGAUCGAUUUCGUGUGAAAGUGUAUAUGGCUUUUUCUGCGGUUAACAAUAAAAUGUUGUCAAAGCUU